Messenger RNA from Puntigrus tetrazona (Sumatra barb), 1175 nucleotides. RefSeq names its product sulfiredoxin 1 homolog (S. cerevisiae) (gene srxn1). Gene Ontology annotation, cellular component: cytoplasm. The coding region runs from base 30 to 464 and encodes 144 amino acids. NCBI's taxonomy places the organism in Eukaryota, Metazoa, Chordata, Actinopteri, Cypriniformes, Cyprinidae. The transcript has 3 exons. Gene Ontology annotation, biological process: cellular response to oxidative stress. The record is from RefSeq and is a predicted model, not a curated record. Gene Ontology annotation, molecular function: sulfiredoxin activity.
CAUGCGCAGACACCUCGCUACCGCUAGCGAUGUUUCAAACUCUGAGCGGUGUUUGGACAAAGUGCCCCGGCGUCGCAAGAGUGAGUCCACUGGGGGUUUUCACGCGAAACAUGGGCAGUUUAAGCAGAGAAAACCGCUCCAUCCAUUCAGACAACAUCCAGGACGUCCAUAACAUCCCAAUGGACGUGAUCAUACGACCCAUUCCGCCUGUUCUGGACGAGCAGAAAGUCCAAAGCCUCAUGGCCAGCAUACAGGUGGGCGCAGAUAUUUCCGUAGUGCCACCCAUAGACGUACUUUGGAUCACAGGCGAAAAAGGGGGCAAUUAUUACUAUUCUUUUGGAGGAUGUCAUCGAUUUGCUGCCUAUCAGAGGUUAAAGAUGAAAUCCAUACCAGCCAAGAUAAUCAAAUCUAAUAUCUCAGACUUACGCACCUACCUGGGAGCAUCUACACCGAAUCUACUGUGAACCAAAACACAUUUUAUCUGGAAAGAGAAGUGACCGAGGCGCUGAACCCCCAUCCAGAUGAAGUUCAGGCACUUUUGAGCUGUCUGACUGUGUCUUAUGAAGCACUUUGAUGCACUUGGUUAAGGAAAUUGACAGAAGUUUACGCGUCAGUUCCUCUUGUUGUGUCAUUCAAUCUUAUGAAUCAAAGCUUUGUGACAACUGUUACCUGACAUAUUUAUAUUCCUUUUGUUCAACAUAACCUUUGCUUGUUCGCUGUGUAUUUCGAGUCACGAUGACUAAACAUCUCUCUUCAUCUGUCAGUUCUUAGUUUGAUCGCUAGAUGGCAGCAUUACAGCACGGAUUGAUUAAAGCAGGGCUUCCUCAACCUUUUUUUUUUUUUUUUUUUUUUUUUUUUUUUUUUUUUCAGUAAAUCCUUCGGCCUUAUCUAAAAUAUUUUAAUUAAUUGUAAGAUAUUUUAAGUAGAUAUUUAACAACACAUUUACUUUGUUUUUAAAUAUGACAUAGUCCAAAAAAAAUUAAUCCUCUUUAGUAAGUCUUUUAUUGUUAUUUAUUGCUAUUAUAUAUGCUAUUAUAAUUUUUUAUUGUUAGUUAUUUAGCUGUUCAACAAAACACGGAACCUUUGUAGUUCAGUUUGGGAAGGCUUUUUGUAGCUUGUGCUAUUAUGCUAAAUCAUUUCUGUGAUUUUAUUAAGAAUAAAAAACAGUAAGGUUU